Molecule: messenger RNA, 558 nt
Organism: Gongylonema pulchrum
Lineage: Eukaryota; Metazoa; Nematoda; Chromadorea; Rhabditida; Gongylonematidae
Source: the annotation of a GenBank genome assembly
AUGAUUCGCCUUGCUCUGGUCAUUACUGCAUUACUGGAAAUAGCUAUCAAAGCAGAACGGAUUAAUCUUCAAACCGAAUCAAAAGAUAUGGUAACGAACAGAAAUGACGAAAAGGAGGAAGACAAAGUUAAUGAUAUUGAUGAAGAUGAAGACGGUGACGACGACGAUGAUGGUGAUGAUGAUAAUGGGAUUUCUGGAAAAGAUGAUAAACGAAAUGGCGAUUUAUACCCACUUCUUCACGAUAACAAAAAGCGAUUGCUGAGAUUUGAACGAGCUGCUACACAACACGCUGCUCUCACGGAGGAAGUGGUAAAUAAACAGGGCAAUGAUAAGGGCAAACACCGCUCAAGUAAAACUAAGAAUAUGGACAAUAACGGCAGUGGCGAUGGCAAUGAUCAAAGUGAUUACGAUGAUGAAGACGAAGGAAACGAUGUUCAAAUUUUUAAACCUGAUAAUUACUUUACGAUAGCUGCAAAUUUCUUCAACCUUCAAAAUCAUCCGGGCAUUUGGCACAUAAGCUACUUUGGCCAUGGCACCCAUCAUCCUUUUAAAAAAUGA